AUGGCUGGCAAAUGCGUUCACAAAGGAUGUGGGAAGACUUUCGCCGAUCCGGAGGAGGCCUGCGUGUAUCAUCCAGGUCCACCAGUGUUCCACGAGGGGCAGAAGGGCUGGAAAUGCUGCAAACCCCGCGUCCUGACCUUUGAGGAAUUCCUCGCCAUUCCGCCUUGCACCACGGGCAAGCACUCCACCGUUGACGAUACACCUGCCCCGGAACCCGUACAGGCUGCUGAGGAGCCCGCUGCGCCUGCGACUGAGACUCCUCCCGCGCCCGCACCUGCGCCCGUUGAGACGAAGCUACCGGAGCGCCCAACCAAUACCCCCGCAAAGCCUAUCGUCGAGGAGCCCGACUCGGAUGACCCUGAUGCGGAGAUCCCUGAGAAUGCGACAUGUCGCCGGAAGGGUUGCGGUGCUACAUAUACUCCCUCAGCUGCACGCGAUGUGAACUGCGUCCACCACCCUGGAGCCCCCGUUUUCCACGAAGGCAGCAAGGGUUGGUCCUGCUGUAAGCGACGGGUGCUGGAAUUCGAUCAGUUCUUGAAGAUCCCCGGUUGCACGGAGAAGGUCAGGCAUAUGUUUGUGGGCAAGGCCAAGCCGGCCGGCGAGGAGAAGGUCGAGUCUGUUCGAAAUGAUUUCUACCAGACUGCUUCCUCCGUGAACGUCUCCCUCUAUCUGAAGAAGAUUGACAAGGACCGCGCUCGUGUUGACCUCGCCGAAAAGACUAUCACCUUUGACCUCCCCACCUCCGACAACAAGCGCUUCCAAGAUACAUACAACCUCUUCGCUCCCAUUGACCCGGAGAAGUCAUCAUUCCGCGUGAUGGGUACGAAGCUGGAGCUUACAUUGGUCAAGGCUGAUGGCAGUAGCUGGCCCGUUCUGCGCAGCGAUGACAAGUGGUCUGGGGAGCGCAUUCAGAUUGGUAAUGCGGGUCGUGCGUGA
Penicillium cataractarum is the source of this 936-nucleotide messenger RNA. RefSeq names its product cysteine and histidine-rich domain-containing protein. The record is from RefSeq and is a predicted model, not a curated record. NCBI's taxonomy places the organism in Eukaryota, Fungi, Ascomycota, Eurotiomycetes, Eurotiales, Aspergillaceae. The transcript has 3 exons. The coding region runs from base 1 to 936 and encodes 311 amino acids.